Messenger RNA from Pectinophora gossypiella (pink bollworm), 4696 nucleotides. RefSeq names its product NEDD8 ultimate buster 1-like. Bases 101 to 1927 code for a protein of 608 amino acids. The transcript is spliced from 14 exons. The record is from RefSeq and is a predicted model, not a curated record. Gene Ontology annotation, molecular function: protein binding. Lineage: Eukaryota; Metazoa; Arthropoda; Insecta; Lepidoptera; Gelechiidae. Gene Ontology annotation, biological process: regulation of ubiquitin-dependent protein catabolic process.
CAGUUCUCUUGUUUUUCAGACAGUUCUCAGAAAUCGGAACUAGAAAAACAAAUUCUGCAAAUCAUUUCUUCCUUUCUUCGAGACUUUUCCUGUCCCGAGCAUGGAUUUGCAGCAUGAAGAUUUGUUGAUCAGGCUGAGAGGCAAGCUAAAUGAGGAGAAAAUCAAACUAUGGGAGCCACCAUACGCCCAGCCAAACGGAGAAGUAUCUCCGAGUCUGCAAGACCUCGCCAAGAAAUAUUCAUCAGAGCUCUCUCUCAACUAUGAAGUUGUAUUCAACGCGUUGCAUGAACUGCAGCUGCAUUCGUUGGACCGGUCUAAAGCCAACACAGAGUUCAAGGAAACGGGCCUGGCUACCUUUCGGGUGAAGGCUACAGUUCCGGGCAACAAGCCGAACAUGCUACGAGUGCAGAAACGACUGGACAUUCAGGGCAGCGAACUGAUUAGCACUGUUGCUAAUGAAUUGGGAGUCACUGAUGACAGACUUAAGUUAAUUUUCAAUGGGAAGGUGAUAAAACCCACACCAAGUUUGGAUGAGCAAGGAGUCAAGAAUGGAGCUCAAAUCAUGGCUCUUGUUAUGGCUGCGGCCCCCGAGAUUGUGAAGAAGGAAGAUAACAUGUACAUGGAGAUGAAGGCGACCAGGGAUGACGCGCAGCUGCUCUCCGAGUACAUCGAUGACUUCGCUGAUGAUGACGAGUAUAUGAAACUAGAAGACCAGUCAGGCAACACAGUGGAGCUCCCACCAGCAGAGCGCAAGUCGCUCUUGGUGGGUCUGGCGCUGCACGAGCGAGGUCGCGCGGCCGCCAGACAGCGCGACUACUCCCUGGCGCUGGUACUCUUCCUAGAAGCCGAUCGGCAGUUCAAUGAAUGCAGAUCGUCGAUCCUGAAGACUGUGGACAACUGGGCGGUGCUGCAGCUGGACAUAGCGUGGUGCUACCUGUGCCUGCAGUCGCUGUCAGCCGCCAGCGACGCGGCCCACCGGCUGCAACGAGCAGAGGACUCCUUCACCGCCAGCUAUGGCCAGGACCAUCAGAGGCUCAUUGCUCUGAAGGGCACUGCUGCUAACGAGCGCGUUCUGAUAAUGCGCCUGUACCUGCUGCAAGGAAUCGUGGCGUACCAUCAGAACAAACGAGCCGAGGCACUGAGGUUGUUCGAGAAGGCAGAGGUUGAGUUGAACGCGCUUAGGGUGGACGAGAACUCGGUAUCCGCGCUAACAGAGCUCGGCUGGUCGCGCGGCCAAGCGCGAGCCGGACUCCGAGCGGCGGGGGGGCAGCUGGACCGCGCGCACCACUACCUGCACAGCAAGAGGCAGGAGCGGGACCAGGCCCGGGACCAACACAAGAUGGAUCGACAAAAGCGUCUUCUGGGCGUCUGCGAAGACGGCAGUCCGGUGAACCCUAAGCUGGUAGAGGCCCUGGUGGGGAUGGGGUACUCGCGCCGGCUGUGCAUUGUGGCGCUGCGGAACGCGAACAACCACGCCGCCGAUGCCGUCAGGCUCAUACAGGAGCAGCCUGAACUGUUGGCAGACAGCGAGAUGUCAUCUGAUGACACGGCGACGCCUAGUUCCGAUGAAUCUCUCGUCGAGCCAGACAACAGGCUUGUUGCUGAGCUGGAGGCGAUGGGGUACGCGGCGGUGGAGGCGCGCGCGGCGCUGCGCAUGCGCGGGAACCGCGUGCACGACGCCGUCGACCUGCUGGUGGCUGGCGGGGGCCGCGUCACUGACGAUGGGGCAGGCAACCCGUCCACAAGCACAGGCACCAGCGACAAGAAGAGAUCGAGAAAACAUAAGAAGGAUAAAAGCAAGCGCCGCGAGCGCGAGCUGGCGCUGGCGCGGCUGUCGGCCGCCAUCCGCGGGGAGGAGGACGAGCACCUGCACUCCUCGCUGCAGGAUGAGGAACACUUCCUGGCGCAGUACAAGAGCCUGCUCUAAGGUGUCGUCGUAGCACCGAUCUCCACAGAUUUUCCACAAAUGGUAUCAACUUGGCUGGACAAAGGAGUGCUGAGGAUGCCCAGCUCAGACAGUGGAGGUUUCUGCAGGAAUCAGAGCUAUUGUUAAUAUGUGUGAUGUCUUCAUAACCUCAUGAAUAUAAUUAUAGCUGUAGAAAGAAGAAUAUAUCGAUCUGCCAAUAAUGUUUUAAAGCAUGAAAUAUUUGAUUUAUUACAAUAUUAUAUUAUAAUGAACUGUUAGACCCGUCCUCUACCUCUAUAUUGGACUUAAAAAUAUUUUCAUAUAAUAACUAUAAAAAUAAUGUGUACACAGGGUGUUAGUGACAUCGUAACGAAAACUUUGAGAGAUGAUUCAGACCAAGAUUCUGAGUUGAUAUCAAGUGAAAUUGUCCGUCGCCAAAGUAUUGAACUAAAAAUAAUUAAAAAACACUAAAAUUUUCAUGUAUUUUACAUACAUACAUACAUAAACUCACGCCCGUAAUCCCAAAUGGGGUGGGCAGAGCCACAAGUAAUCAAAGACAACUUGCAGCCACUGUUGAUACGAAGUCCUAAGAUGGAUAUGAUGAACCUUAUGGUGAUAAGGGAUCAGCCUAUCGCCCAUAACAUUAGUCCAUCAUGUUAGAGGACGCAAUCCCUCUGUCGGUUUUUACGACAUGCCCGGGAAGACAAGCAGCUGAACGUAUUUUCCGGCAGGAAAUUCCACUUGACAUCAACUGGGAAUCAUAGUCUGAAUCACCCCCCUCAAUAUUCGUUACGUUAUCACUAACACCCUGUAUAAUGGUGUAACCAUAAAAUAAUACUUCACUCAAGUUCUAAGUAUACCAACUGUUUUUUCUAAAAAUGACUGUGAACUUAGUAUGUCCCACUGCUGGGCACAGAUUGUUCCAUCGGUAAGAUAGUACAUCACAUCACGAUGGAGUAAACACUAUCUCUUAUUCGAGUUGCGCGAAAUGCCCAGGACGAAAAGCAUAACAAUUGGGGUAGUCAGCACCUCAAACAUUCAUAGAAUGAUGUACUUAAGUAGCCACACGUCACCGGUCUUUCUGUUAGACCAACGUGAUAGGCGGUGAGCUGAAUCGCCGAAUUCAAAUUCAAAAAUAUCUUUAUUCAGUAGGUAACAUAGUUACACUUUGAAUCGUCAAUUUUUACAUAACGAACAUCUCAUCCGCCUAAAACUACUGCAGCUUCUCACAACCUGUAUAGCCGGGGAAAAGAAGCUGCAAGAAAAACCUCUGCACAGGGCCCUAGACGUUCUUUAAAAAAAUAAAAAUAAACAUAAAAUAUUGGUAUACAAUUGAGUAAUUUAGCUGCCUAAUAUCAGUUCUAAGACAGUUAAUCCCAUGCAUUCAUAUCUUCUAAAUAAUCACUAACUAAUGGUCGAGCUAACUGUGUUAGUCUAAUUUGCACUUAAGUUACAGAACCACAUUAAUGCAAUUGAACGCAGUUUAUGUUUUUCCAUCCAGUGUCCAGCAGAAAACUGACAGUGGACCCAAUGUAUGUUGUAUUAAGGUAUACUAUAGUAGUAGGAUUUUCAUUGCCAUGCAUGUCUCAAAGACUGUUCAGUAGGGCUAACAUGCAUCAUCGAUUCAAAAAAAAUUGUCGAAAUCGAUAACUUUGUUUUUUUCCCUAACAUGAGUGAUUUUGUUCGUAUUUUGACGGAACGACAUGACUUAUUUGGGUUCACAUAUUAGCACUAAUCAACAAAACGACAUAGUUAUAUCGUCAGAGUCGAUAAAACCGGCAAAAUUCCCUCAUCACCAUCAUCAGCCCAUUAACGUCCCCACUGCUGGGGCACGGGCCUUCCCUAUGGAUGGAUAGGGAGAUCGGGCCUAAACCAUCACGCGGGCCCAGUGCUGAUUGAUGGUUAUUAACGACUGCUAAUGCAGCCGGGACGAACGGCUUAACGUGCCUUCCGAAGCACGGAGGAGCUCGAGAUGAAAACUUUUUUUUUUGUGGUCACUCAUCCUAUGACCGGCCUUUGCGAAAGUUGUUAAAGAAGAAAGAUGUUAGCCCUACUGACAAUGAUUGUUAUAUAAUCAUAAAACUAACAUUGGUCCUGAUUCCUGCAAACACCUCCUAACUUUAUUUUAGGUUAUACCUGUCAUUUACUUAUCCGCCAAAAUAGAAAAGGAGACUCCUGUUAAUUUUAAAUGAAUGAAUGAAUAACCCGGGCGAAUCAAAUAUGCAUCUUGCUGGUAUGCAACCCGUCUGACGUGUGCUGUCAUCUUAAUUCUGUCGAGUUAGUCUUCUUCUAAUCUUUUUAUCCGAUGUUGGGAUGUAAGGCUCGAAUAACAGAUUUCCACUCCUCGCGAUCCUUUGCAGCCUCUGUAGCUUGCUCCCAUGACAUGCCGAGCGUCUUUAACUCUCGGUCAACCGAACGUCGCCAGGUCUCUUUGGGCCGCGCCUUUUACGUUUUCCACGCGCACACCAGGUCAGAGCUUGUCGGGACGGGACCUCCACAGGUCUUCUAAGGACAUGGCCAAUCUGCUUUCAGGUUAGUAGCCAAUGUAAAAUUUUGAGAAAGAAGGUUGUUCAAAUUUCUGCUCAAAAUUGACGUGUGUUAUCGAUUACCCGUCCCUUUCCUUUUCGACGGAUAAGAAAAUGACAGGUAUAACUUAAAAUAAAUUUACAUGGUGUAUACUGGAAUUAGCACCAUUAUUUUAAUAUAAUUUAUGUACUAUAAGUAUAUCUACGUCUAAUGCGUCUGUCAAUUUGUGUGAUUGAAAUAAAAACAUGUAUACAAAUUAUAUAA